Penicillium lagena is the source of this 783-nucleotide messenger RNA. Its product is annotated as glutathione S-transferase. The record is from RefSeq and is a predicted model, not a curated record. The transcript is spliced from 3 exons. The coding region runs from base 1 to 783 and encodes 260 amino acids. Lineage: Eukaryota; Fungi; Ascomycota; Eurotiomycetes; Eurotiales; Aspergillaceae.
AUGGCUGACAACAACAAGGGAACAAAAAUAACCCUCUACUGGCUCGAACAGUCCCGAAGCCACCGCAUCCUCUGGCUUCUGGAGGAACUGCAACUGAAAUAUGAGCUCAAGACGUUCAAGCGGCGCUCGGACAAGCUGGCGCCGGCCGAGCUGAAGCAGAUCCAUCCGCUGGGCAAGUCGCCCUUGUUGACCCUCGAGCCGCCCGGUGCUACAGAGCCCAUUGUCCUGGCCGAGUCCGGCGCCAUCGUCGAGUAUCUAUGCGAUCACUUUGGCAGCGCGAAACCAACGCUGGUGCCCGAGCGCUACAAGCCGGGCCAGGAAGGCCAGGUGGGCGGCGAGCGGGAGGAGUGGAUGCGCUAUCGCUACUUCAUGCACUACGCGGAGGGCAGCCUGAUGCCUUUCCUGGUGAUGACGCUGGUCAACGACACCAUCCGGAACUCUCCGCCAUUCUUCGUUCGGCCCAUCACGGGCCUCGUUGCCUCGCAAGUGGAGUCGCAAUUCCUGACUCGCAACGUCGAGGCCAACCUUGCUUUCCUUGAGGAACGGUUGAAGACGGCGCCCGAGGGUGGCCCGUACGUGUGCGGCAAGGAGCUAACGGCGGCGGAUAUUCUUCUGAGCUUUCCUAUCAUCGCGGCCAGCCAGCGCCUGUUCAAGAACAAGAAGGAGCAGGAGAAGUAUCCCCAAUUGGCGGCGUAUGCCAAGCGAUUGGAAAAUGAGGAGGGCUACAAGCGGGCCGUGGCCAAGGUUGAGGAGGUGGACGGCAAGUUCUCGGCCUCGAUGUAG